CUUUACCUGUAUUUUGUUAAACAUCAAAUCCAUUCCAAAAUAUAUCACUCUCAACUUAACACCAAAUUUUAUCCAAUUUUACCACUAGUAUACAUUCAUAUAAUAUUCUGACGGGAUUGAGUAUUGUUGUCGUUAUCGUGCAAAUUCGAUACAAUGGCCCCACAUUUGGAAGAAGAAUUAUUCCCUUCAACACCCGGAAAGCUCAAGACCGACCGAAGAACAUUCAGCCGAUGUUUCGCUUCGACAAGUACUAUGUUUUUUUGUGUGUUGUUUGUGAUUGCUAUAACAGCAUCAUAUAUCAGCUUCCAAAGCUUCAUUAAUUCUCAUAGUCGAAUGAUUAUGGGUGGUCGACAUUGGGAGAAACAAAUAAAAUCAUCUGCAGAAACCCGUCGUCAUAACGGGUUUUCUGUACUUGUAACUGGCGCCGCGGGCUUCGUAGGAAGCCACGUGUCGCUCGCGUUAAAAAAACGCGGGGAUGGGGUUGUGGGGAUUGAUAAUUUUAAUGAUUAUUAUGACCCGUCUUUGAAAAAGUCACGUAAGGACAUGCUUACAGCUCAUAAAAUAUUUAUAGUUAAUGGUGACAUUAAUGAUGAGGUGUUGUUGGCAAAAAUGUUUAAUAUUGUUCAUUUUACACACGUAAUGCACUUGGCGGCACAGGCCGGAGUGCGUUACGCGAUGGAAAACCCGGGUUCUUAUGUUCAUAGUAACAUUGCGGGUCUGGUUACAUUGCUUGAGCAAUGUAAAAAAUCAGACCCACAACCCGCGGUUGUUUGGGCUAGUUCAAGUUCGGUUUACGGGUUAAACGAGAAGGUUCCGUUUUCAGAAUCCGAUGUAACGGACCAGCCCGCUUCGCUUUACGCGGCUACCAAGAAAGCCGGGGAGGAAAUUACACACACGUAUAAUCAUAUAUACGGGUUAUCUAUAACCGGUUUGAGAUUUUUUACGGUUUAUGGUCCGUGGGGCCGACCCGAUAUGGCUUAUUUUUCGUUUACGAAAAAUAUAUUACAAGGUAAACCGAUCACGGUGUACCGUGGGAAGGAUCACGUUGACUUGGCCCGAGAUUUUACUUAUAUUGAUGAUAUUGUGAAAGGGUGUGUGGCUUCAUUGGAUACUGCCGGUAAGAGUACCGGGUCGGGUGGGAAGAAAAAAGGACCCGCCAUGUACCGGAUUUUUAAUUUGGGUAAUACCUCGCCCGUUACCGUACCCGCAUUGGUGAGUAUAUUGGAAAAGAAUUUGAAGAUGAAAGCAAAGAAAAAUGUGGUUGAAAUGCCUGGAAAUGGAGACGUUCCAUUUACACAUGCGAAUAUCAGUUUGGCCCGAAGGGAACUCGGGUAUAACCCGACUACCGAUUUGCCUACCGGGUUGAAAAAGUUUGUUAAAUGGUAUCUUUCAUAUUAUGGUUAUGAUCAUGGCAAGGGCAGUCCUGUAAAUUUGUAGUCUUUGUUUUAUUUUUGUCAUAUUAGUUAGGAUUCUCUUCUUAUUUAACUUUAUUAUUAUGAUAUUAUAUUCCUUUAAAAAGAAAGAAAUAUGCCAAACGCAUGAUUCUUUGCUUGGAA
This is a messenger RNA of Erigeron canadensis, 1556 nucleotides long. Its product is annotated as UDP-glucuronate 4-epimerase 1. The record is from RefSeq and is a predicted model, not a curated record. The transcript has a single exon. The coding region runs from base 154 to 1437 and encodes 427 amino acids. NCBI's taxonomy places the organism in Eukaryota, Viridiplantae, Streptophyta, Magnoliopsida, Asterales, Asteraceae.